AUGGAAGCAUUCGGGUUGUACGACAUUCCGAUCAACUCUUUUUGCAAGCAGCUAAAAGCAGAUAUGGAUUCGGAAGAGUACAAGCAAGUAUUGAAGGCGGAAUUUCCAGCUGUUUUUCAAGAUGGACUUGGACUUUGUACGAAAGCAAAGAUCCAACUGUUCCUGACAGCAGGAGCAAAACCAGUUUUCAAGCCAAAACGACCGGUACCGUUUCAUUCACAGCGGCUCGUCGAAAAAGAACUUAUCCGGUUGCAGAACAUGGGAGUACUUGAACGAGUAGAUUUUUCAGCCUGGGCGGCACCUAUUGUUGCAGUUCGAAAGGCUCAACGAGACGCCGAUGGAGAUCCAAUUGUUCGGAUUUGUGCUGAUUUUUCAACGGGACUGAAUGCAGUAUUAGAAGCGAACAAGUAUCCACUUCCCACUCCUGAUGACAUCUUCGCAAAGUUGUCAGGUAGUCAGUACUUUAGUGUUAUCGAUUUGUCGGAUGCCUAUUUGCAGAUGGAAGUGGAGGAGGAUUCACAAAAAUUAUUGACAGUAAAUACUCACAAAGGAUUAUUCAAGUACAAGCGUCUUCCACCAGGGGUCAAAGCAGCACCUGGGGCAUUCCAAAAAGUCGUCGACAACAUGCUUGGUGAUCUGGAGGGAGCUGAAGCGUUUCUUGAUGACGUACUCGUUUUUGGUCAAACGCAAGCGGAGCAUGAUAGAAACCUUAAACGAACACUGCAGCGGAUUCUGGAAUAUGGUUUUCGGCUUAAGAUCGAGAAGUGCAGUUUCAAAAUGACGCAGGUGAAGUAUCUGGGAGUUAUCGUUGAUCGCAACGGUAUUCAUGCAGAUCCGGAGAAGGUUAAAGCUAUCGCACAAAUGUCUCCGCCGAGAGAUGUUUCACAGUUACGUUCAUUCUUGGGUGCAGUGAAUUAUUAUGCGAAAUUCAUAAAAAAAAUGCACCAGCUUCGUAGACCUCUUGAUCAGCUGUUAAAGAAGGAUAUGAAGUGGAGUUGGAGUGAAGAAUGUCAAAAUUCUUUCGAUCGGUUCAAAGAAUUGUUGAAUUCAGAUUUGAUGUUAACACACUAUAAUCCAUCGCUCGAGAUAGUCGUGGCUGCUGAUGCCUCCAGCACUGGCAUUGGGGCCAACAUCAGGCAUAGAUUUCCGGACGGCUCUGAGAAGGUGAUCCAGCACGCUUCAAGAUCGUUGACACCGACAGAACGAGGUUAUGGACAAAUCGAUAAAGAAGCAUUGGCACUUGUUUACGCCAUUACAAAGUUUCAUCGUAUGCUUUUGGGACGACGUUUUGUUCUGGAGACUGAUCACAAACCUCUUCUACGUGUUUUCGGAUCGCACAAAGGAAUACCGGUUCACACAUCAAAUCGAUUGCAGCGACUGGGUCUAACGUUACUAUGCUACGAUUUCAGUGUAGAAUAUGUACCUACUAUGAAAUUCGGGUAUGUAGAUGUACUUUCCAGGCUUAUAAGUUCAGCAGUAAAUACGGAAGAAGAAUAUAUUAUCGCUAGUGUUCGUCUGGAGGAAGACAUGGCGGCAGUCCUGGAGGAUUCAAUAGCUUCUACUCCAGUGACGGCUGUAAUGAUCGCCACAGCCACACUACGGGAUAAAGUGCUAAAACAAGUGAAGAAGUUUUUGGAAACCGAAUGGCCGGAAUCGUUAGGGGUAAUCAGUGAUCCUGAUGUAAAGACAUUCUUCAAUCGUAAAGACGGGCUGGGACUAGCUCAAGGCUGUAUUCUGUUCGGAGAGCGAGUAGUAGUUCCAAAGAUCUACCAAAAACGAAUCUUGCAGCGGUUACAUUACGGGCAUCCCGGCAUAGUCAGAAUGAAGAGCCUCGCUCGGAGUUUUGUCUAUUGGCCUUGUAUCGACCGGCACAUCGAAGAAGCAGUAAAGCAAUGCACGGACUGUGCCGCUGCAGCAAAAUCACCACCACAUGUUGCACCUGUGGCAUGGCCAGUUCCACCGGGACCUUGGCAACGCGUUCAUAUCGAUUAUGCGGGGCCAAUUGAUGGUUUAUAUUUCUUUGUCAUCGUUGAUGCAUUUUCUCGAUGGCCGGAGAUAUAUUCAUCGUCUACGAUGACGGCGAAGGUAACGAUCCAAAAUCUACGAAAUUCUUUUUCACGGCUUGGAUUGCCGAUGGUAAUAGUGUCGGACAAUGCAGCUCAAUUUGUCUGUGAUGAGUUUGAAUCAUUUUGCAAAAACAAUGGUAUCAAACAUAUGUUGACUGCUCCUUACCAUCCGCAAUCUAAUGGACAGGCGGAACGUUUUGUAGAUUCAAUGAAAAGAGCUAUGAAGAAAAUAAACAAGGGAGAACCCCUCCAGGAGACACUCGAGGUUUUUCUAGCAACUUAUCGUUCAACGCCAAGUGAAACCACUGGACAAAAAUCUCCAAGUGAACUCAUGUUUGGUCGACGAAUGAUGACUACACUUGACCUACUGCGUCCUAUGCAAGCACUAGAUAUUAGGCAGUCUGGAGAGAGAUGCCCGAUGCGUCGGUUCAUACCUGGUGACUUGGUAUAUGCAAAGGUGUACAAACGAAAUACCUGGUCCUGGGAACCCGGGAAAGUCGUUGAGAAGCUGGGAGUAGUGAACUAUAAUGUGUGGAUAGUUGGGCAAAGGCCAAAGUUAAUUCGUUCGCACAUCAACCAACUUCGUACCCGUUUUGAAAUGAAAGAUGAUUUGCAUCGUGAGCGAACACAGAGUGAUCAUCAUUUUCCAUUGAGCAUUCUGCUAGACGAGUUUGGCAUCAGUCAACCAGGAGUAAUCGUUUCAGAGGAAUCUGUUUCACCUAUACUGACAGAUAGCAAUGAUAAAUCUGAACAUCCGACGACUCCAAAUACGAGUGGUUCAAUAGUUAAAAAACCGAGUCGUAUUCCAACACCUGUUUCAUCCUGUACAACUAGGGGACGAUCAGUGCGUCUUCCGCCGAGGUUCGAGCACUACGUGAUGACUUAA
This is a messenger RNA of Malaya genurostris, 2952 nucleotides long. RefSeq lists its product as uncharacterized. The transcript has a single exon. Gene Ontology annotation, biological process: DNA integration. Bases 1 to 2952 code for a protein of 983 amino acids. Gene Ontology annotation, molecular function: nucleic acid binding. NCBI's taxonomy places the organism in Eukaryota, Metazoa, Arthropoda, Insecta, Diptera, Culicidae. The record is from RefSeq and is a predicted model, not a curated record.